AUGAAGAGGUCCUUGCCAUCUAAUGCGCAAGUAGAGAUUUCAUCAGACGAUUCUUCUUCUUCUUCUUCCUCUGAUGCAGACACCGGUGUCUUUAGGAGCCAGCAGCUCAGUGACGAGCCUCCUGAAUUAUCUCCAGAAGCAUGGCUGUUGAGAAGAGCAGAAAGCUACCAAGAGUACAUGAAGCUGAUCCCGAUCCCGACUGAGCGAGGAACGGUGAUACCCUUCACCUCAUGGACUGGCCUAGGCAGCUCGAUCAAGCAAAUUUACGGGCAGCCGUUGCACUACCUGACCAAUCUUCACUUGAGCCGUAUGGACCAUGAGAGGCUUGGUGCUGAGGAUGCAGGUGUCCCUUUGUACAUGACCAUUCACCCGUGCAAGGCCGAGGCUAGCAUCUGGAUCAUCGAGGAGGCCCACCGGCUGACAUCAUCGCCACAUCAUUUGGUCAGACUGUGGGAGGCAGAUACAUACUAUCAUGCAUACAUUGACGACAUUUUUCCCAAGCUGAAGGCUUGA
Molecule: messenger RNA, 513 nt
Organism: Striga hermonthica
Lineage: Eukaryota; Viridiplantae; Streptophyta; Magnoliopsida; Lamiales; Orobanchaceae
Source: the annotation of a GenBank genome assembly